AAAAAAAAAAAAAGGUCUGAUCCCUGAAUGCUCGGGGAGACUGAUUUGAGUAAUAAUAAAAGUUCGGGAAGAAGAAGACGCGAGAACGACCCCGGGACCGACCAAAGCCCGCGCGCCGCCGCAUCCCGCGUCCAGCACCUACAUCCCGCCACCGUCACCGCCACCACCACGCCCAAGAGAAAGGCUGAAGCGGAUGCUAAAGGAGAUAAAGCCAAGGUGAAGGACGAACCACAGAGAAGGUCGGCAAGGUUGUCUGCUAAACCUGCUCCUCCAAAGCCAGAGCCCAAGCCUAAAAAGGCCCCUGCAAAGAAGGCAGAGAAGGUACCCAAAGGGAAAAAGGGAAAAGCUGAUGCUGGUAAGGAGGGGAAUAGCCCUGCAGAAAGUGGAGAUGCCAAAACAGACCAGGCCCAGAAAGCUGAAGGUGCUGGAGAGGCCAAGUGAAGUGUGCGCAUUUUUGAUAACUGUGUACUUCCAGUGACUGUACAGUUUGAAAUACCAUUUUUUAAUCAAGUUUUAUAAAAAUGCAGAAUUUUGUUUUACUUUUUUUUUUCUUUUAAAGCUAUGUUGUUAGCACACAGAACACUUCAUUGUUUGUUGGGGGAGGGGCAUAUGUCACUAAUAGAAUGUCUCCAAAGCUGGAUUGAUGUGGAGAAAGCACCUUUCCCUUCUAGUCUUGAGAGACUUCCUCUUGGCUCCCAGGAGGAGGGAUUCCCUGACUUUGACACACAUGGCCACCUUGGCACAAAAGCCUUGUGGUGUGGAAAAACAAAUUUGUUUUUAUGUCCUCUUCUCCCUUUCCAUCUUUCAGCAUAGACUUAACUCCUUUAAGCCCAGGCAUCUGUUGGGACCUGACCCCCAGUCAUUGGUUACCAGUGUGUCAGGCAAUCUGGGCUUUCCAGUGAUGCCACUGACAUGGCACCUGUCAAAAGAGCAGUGGUUCCAUUUCUAGAUUGUGGAUCUUCACAUAAAUUCUGCCAUUUUCAUUUCACUUCCUGAAAGUCAGGGUCGGCUUGUGAAAAGUUGUUAAACAACAUGCUAAAUGUGAAAUGUCAACCCUCACUCUAAACGCUCCCUGUUUAGAGCAUCAGAUGAAGACUUCAUUGGGUUUUAUAGUGGCUUUCUGAUUUUUGGUAGUCCAUUGAAGAAGGGAGUUUGAAAGUUGUUGUAUACUGUUAACAAUUGUCUGCCCAUGUCCUGCCUGAAAUACCAUGAUUGUUUAUGGAAAGUAUCUUUAAUAAAACUGGAUACAGUUUGGCUUGGAAAAAAAUAAAAAAUAAAA
Gorilla gorilla gorilla (western lowland gorilla) is the source of this 1279-nucleotide messenger RNA. RefSeq names its product non-histone chromosomal protein HMG-17-like. Gene Ontology annotation, molecular function: nucleosomal DNA binding. The transcript has a single exon. The record is from RefSeq and is a predicted model, not a curated record. Bases 28 to 441 code for a protein of 137 amino acids. Gene Ontology annotation, biological process: chromatin organization. Gene Ontology annotation, cellular component: nucleus; chromatin. Lineage: Eukaryota; Metazoa; Chordata; Mammalia; Primates; Hominidae.